Messenger RNA from Desarmillaria tabescens, 1512 nucleotides. RefSeq lists its product as uncharacterized. The record is from RefSeq and is a predicted model, not a curated record. Gene Ontology annotation, molecular function: protein binding. NCBI's taxonomy places the organism in Eukaryota, Fungi, Basidiomycota, Agaricomycetes, Agaricales, Physalacriaceae. The transcript is spliced from 2 exons. The coding region runs from base 59 to 1411 and encodes 450 amino acids.
CACUCUUGAACCUGAACCACUAUCUCUUCCCUGCGAUACACAAAAGCGAUAUCCCUCAAUGUCUUCCUUGCUGCUGAAAAGUAUUCCUCCACAAAUCGAAGAGCCGGUUGGGUGCUGGCUGCCCAAUCAGAUCUUGCCACCGGAACUCUGCGACAUCGUUAUCGAUUUCCUUCACACAGACAGGACCUCGCUUAUGUCCUGCGGCCUCGUAUGCAGAUCUUGGCUCCCUGCAAGCCGCUUCCACCUCUGGGACACUCUCAAACUCGCACCAUGCAACAUCGACGGCUUCUUCAUCCUUCUUUCCUAUUCUUCCACGUUCUUGCCGUACAUCCAAAACGUCGAGAUCGAAAACGCCUUUACUAAAUUCACUCAUUAUGAAAAGUUUUGGACUCGAUGGGAUAACAUUGUUCCCUAUCUGUCUGGCCGACGUCUUAACAGCGUUCGUUCCUUUCGCUUGAGCAAAGUCUCUUGGGGACUUCUGCAUGAUAUGAAAUGGUCGUCUUCCAUCCUGCACACUUUCUCCGAAGUCAAGACUCUCCAUUUGUCCAAUGUCUCCUUUGACAACAACCUUCAGGUCAUCCAAUUUCUUCGCAGUUUUCCUCGUCUGGAAGACUUGUCUAUCGCCAUCUGUUUUUCUUUUGUCGAUGACGACCUGCUCCCUAAUGAUGAAGACGAGGAUUUGACGUCAAUGAUUGUCGAUGAAGUAGAUGGAGGGGGUGUCAUGAUUGAGGACGAGAUCCAUCCUUUUGGUUGUGUAACCGACACACCUCUCUGGCCUUCGCUUUCUACUCUGCAUUUUACCCAGGGACAUCUUUUCGACGUCUUUGGUCUCAAUCUCUCCUCAAGACAGGAAAUCUUUCUCUGGAUGGCCUAUUUUCUACCCGCACCAGCUAUUCGUGAUCUAGUGCUUUACUCCAUCACUACUGCCGAAUUGGAGUCGUGCGGUCGCCUGCUCCAGGCAAUUGGUAGCAGCAUCGAGACCUUGACAAUUUCAUUCCUGACAAUCUUCACACUUGCAAGCCAGAUAUCCGAAUAUAUUGAUCUCUCUUGUCUUGCGAGUCUCCGGUCUCUUCACUUUCGUCAAGUAGGCUGGGAAGCCUGUGACUGUGCCAAGCUUUCCACCGCUUUUAUGCUGCUCUCGCAGAUCCGCUCGCCUUUCAUGGAAUCGCUGUCAUUCUCGCUUGGUGUGGGGGUUCUAGAUAGCCUCGGUGACGAUCAGUGGGAAUCCCUCGCCCGGGUUUUAGCGUCGUCGUAUCUCUCGGGCUUGCAAACGAUCAAAUUCUCCGUUUACUAUCACAAGCUAACACCUUCAGAGGAAUUCUACCGAAGUAGGCUCGCCGACUGCGAUUCCAAGGGAAUCCUUCAUUUCGAGUUUCUUCCUGUACAGAAUUCAUGCUUAUUCACAGAAUGAGAGGAUCCGUUUGGUGUCUUCUUUUUCCUAUAUUCCAGAGUAACUCCAGGAAAAUUGCGCAGAUAUAUAGAUAUAUACUUGACCUCCACUUCGAAACCAGG